AUGGCUGUGCAGUGCAAGGUGCAGGGUGUUAGCAUCCGUGGUGACACGGCAGACGACUUGCAGCUUGCAGCAUACGGGCUCCAUCAGUGCAGCAGUGGUCUCAGAGCCAUGUCCAGUCGCCUUCUUGUGUCAGCCGUGCUGGCUUGCGCGGCCUUCACUGCCACGCGGUUCGUCGCCUUCGUGACUGCCCCGGCCACCCCCAGCCCUCCGCUCCGUCGCCACAGUGCCGUGGCGCUGGCAGCCCGAGGCGGCGGCGAGUUCGACAUCAGUGAUGCGGACAUCCAGACUUUCUACCAGUCACUGUUGACGGGAAAUGGCGGUGACCCGCCUAAGGGCACCGUGCUCUCCGAGCUGGUUGUGAAGUUCUUCCACGGCGAGUUUACGCCUCAGGGCUUCAAGCGCUACUCCGGCCUGUGGAAGGGCCCACCCCCGGGCAACAUUGGCAAGAAGGACAUUGCCGUGGGAGUGCAGGGCUUGAUCGCACAGAUGAAGAACCCCAUGUUCGUGACCAAGGGAGGCGUCGGCUACGGCGUCGACGAGACCCAGAAGGUCGAGGACGAUGGCAAGGGCUGGGUCUGGCUUGCUGCGGAAAUGAGCCCCGGAGGUCUGGCUCUGGAGCUUUUCAAGUCCGUCCCGUAUGGCAAGCGCGCCCUUCUCGUGGCGCAGCAGAGCAACGUGGACGAGCUCUUCAGCAAGGUGAACUGGGACGUCGCCCUUGGAAACAUCGAGAAGACCUUCGGAGGGCCGCAGAUCAAGCAGCGCUGA
Messenger RNA from Symbiodinium natans, 765 nucleotides. NCBI's taxonomy places the organism in Eukaryota, Dinophyceae, Suessiales, Symbiodiniaceae. The record is from the annotation of a GenBank genome assembly.